Spodoptera litura is the source of this 1745-nucleotide messenger RNA. RefSeq lists its product as uncharacterized. The record is from RefSeq and is a predicted model, not a curated record. Gene Ontology annotation, molecular function: serine-type endopeptidase activity. Gene Ontology annotation, biological process: proteolysis. Lineage: Eukaryota; Metazoa; Arthropoda; Insecta; Lepidoptera; Noctuidae.
AUAAAACUUAACCUCCUACAGGGCGCAUGAUGUUCACUUUCAAAUUCGUUUACGUAUUCAUUUUAGUUUUGUUUUAUGGAUAUGAUUGCCAGAGAAGGAUAAAGGAUGGAGACGUUGUUGGAAAAAAUAAAGCUUACGUGGUGUACUUCCUCAAAGCGGCUGUAUCGCCACGAUACUAUGAAGGAUGGUUGUGUGGAGGGGCACUUGUAUCUCCAGAGUUCAUAGUGACGUCAGCAGCUUGCGUCACUGAUGUUAACCAUCUCUAUGCUAUUGCGGGUUAUAACAAAUAUGUGAGGGAUACAGAAAUAAAUAAUGAUCCCUGUACGAAAGAAAAGAAAAAGAAAGUUAUAUUGACUUGUGUGCCUAAAGCUUACGAAUUAAAAUAUGAAGAGAUAGAAAAGUGGUCGUACAUUGAUAUAGCAGUUGUGAAAGUGGAAUCUCCAUACGACUUUGCGGACAAAACAUUUGAGGAAAAGUGUUCUUACAUACCUGCGCCUAUAAUAAUUAAUUAUGAAAUGAAAUACCAAGAGCCAGGUGUCGAUGCUAUUGUCUUGGGAUGGGGUCAUCGAGCAAAGUGGCGACAGCAAUUAGACCCAAAAGACUACAAUCAAGAAAAGUUGAAUUAUGCGCCAACAUUGAUACAAAAUAAAGAAGAUUGUAAAAAAGAGUACGAAGUUUAUAAAGGAAUGGAUCAAAUAAUAGACAAUUAUAUGAUUUGUACUUUCGAAAAAGGAAAUAUAAAUGAUGCGGGUGAGACUAUUGUCAAAUCACCACCUACAGCACAGGGAUGUAUGGCUAAGUCGUCGAGGCUUCGUGGGUAUGAAGGUGCUUCAUGUGAAAGUGCUAAUCCUCCAGACCAAGAAAUGCUGUUAGUAGAAAAUACAAGGAAAGACAAUGUACUUCUGAAAAAUAUAACAGCUAAUGUAAAAGUAAAUCUCAAACCAGAAGUCCAUGAUAAAAUUGUGAAUGCUUCGAGAGUAGAAAAGGAUUCAUUAAAUGUUUCAAAUUCAAGAAGAAUGAAUACUAGGAGGCACGGGAUUUGUCAGAAUGAUCACGGCGGACCUCUGGUGACCUGGGUGGGGUCUCACGAAGUGCUUAUUGGCGUUGCAUCAGUUUUUAAGAUCACAGAGGAUCUUGAUUGCAUAGGGCCGUAUUUAUUUACCAGUACUCAAUGUAAUGGAGCGUUCCUCGAUUGUAUACUGCGAUCUGACUCAAACGUAACGCCGCAAAUGAGACGAGUAAUUUGCAAUAAUAUUACUAACAAUGGAUUCAAGUUAAUCGAAAGACACAUUUCAUGGAAAAAUCACCCUGAUGGGCCUGCAGAAAACGAACUAUAUGACAUCCAUGCACCAACGAUAACAAAAAGUUCCUUAAUAAAUCUAAUCAAAUCUAACAAAUCAGAAAACCAUAAAAAUAAUGACACAGAUAUUUAUAAUGUAACAAAAUUCAUUGAAGACAGCCUUGUUACAAACCUUAAUCCUAUAACCAAGAUGGUUGAAAUUACAACGACAAACUUACCAACGACGAAUCCAAAUAACGCUACAUCUCCAAGCACUCUUUUACCAACAACUGUUGAUAAAAAUGUUACCAUGACAACCACAGACAAGAAAAUUAAUAGUACGGAAACUACAAUUUCGAUAAAGGUUACCACAACAGUCCCACAGAAGCUUGCAACAAAAUAAUUGUGUUAAGUUAUGUUACAUGAUAAUUAUAAUAAAAAAAUAUUGUAAUACAGAACCUAAUAU